This is a messenger RNA of Bradysia coprophila, 5938 nucleotides long. Its product is annotated as multidrug resistance-associated protein 1-like. NCBI's taxonomy places the organism in Eukaryota, Metazoa, Arthropoda, Insecta, Diptera, Sciaridae. Gene Ontology annotation, biological process: transmembrane transport. The record is from RefSeq and is a predicted model, not a curated record. Gene Ontology annotation, cellular component: membrane. Gene Ontology annotation, molecular function: ATP hydrolysis activity; ATP binding; ABC-type transporter activity.
UGACAAUUAACUAAGUGAAUCUAAACGUUUUGUGUUUUUUUUUAUGGAUAAAAUUUUAUUGAUUUCACAACAUCCAGUCAAACGAACCGUUUUUGUGUAUUGCCUGUUUUUUAUACACACACCUGAAAAAUGGAAGAAUUUUGUGGUUCUGAAUUUUGGAAUUCCAACCUCACGUGGUAUACAGAUGACCCCGAUUUUACGGUGUGUUUCCAACGGACGGUGUUAGUUUGGGUGCCGUGUCUACUGUUGUGGAUGUUCUUUUGGGUGGAUAUAUUCUAUAUUAAGCGGUCAUUGAACCGAAAUAUUCCGUGGGGAAUAUUAAAUGUCAGCAAACUGCUUUUUACGGGAGCAUUGAUCUUAUUAACAAUAGUCGAUUUAUGCGUGGCAAAACGCUAUGUGAAUAGUAUGCAUUCCAUUCCAGCCGAUAAAUAUACGCUGGCAAUAAAGAUUUUAACGUUUAUAUUGUCCAGUCUGAUUGUGUAUUUAAACAAAAGAUAUGGUAGACAAACAUCGGGUGUGCUAUUCUUCUUCUGGUUGUUCCUUUUGCUGUUCAGCAUACCACAAUGCCGAAGUGAGAUUCGACGCAGAGGCGAAGAAAUCAAAAGUACCUGGGACGAAUACAAUUUCGUCAGUUUCAUGAUCUUCUUCACGAUCACAACAAUCGAGCUUUUUCUAAAUUGUUUAGCGGACGAAGAGCCAUUGGAAAGCAAAUAUCCAAGGACACAGAAUUCUUGUCCAGAAAUGAGCUGCAACUUUGUAUCAAAGUUACUGUUCGCUUGGUUUGAUAAAAUGGCAUGGAAAGGAUACAAAGCGCCACUAAAACAAGACGAUUUGUGGGAUUUAAAACCCGAAGACACAACAACGGAAAUUAUUUCAGUGUUUACGAAGCACUGGAAUACUGCACUGGAAAGUUCUAUCAAGAAAAGCAUGAAAUCAUCGAAAAACAAACACACUCAAUCAAUUGUUCCUGUAAUGUGGAAAUCAUUUGGUGGCUCAUUUCUGUUCGCCACAUCACUUAAACUUGCCGAAGACUUUUUGCUGUUCGUCGCACCGCAACUGCUCGGUCUUACCAUUGAUUUCGUCGAUUCCAGUAAAAGUGAUGACCGUCCCGAGCUUUGGAAGGGAUUCAUGUAUGCAGCAUUGCUAUUUGCAGUGGCCAGUGUACAAACAUUAAUAUUCACACACUUCUACCACCAAAUGUACAUGGUCGGUUUCCGUAUCCGAACGGCAUUAAUCGGUGCCAUUUAUCGCAAGGCGUUGGUGGUCUCGAAUGCAACGAGAAAAGAGUCGACGGUCGGUGAAAUUACCAAUUUGAUGAGUAUCGACGCUGACCGAUUUACCGAUCUGUUGUUGUACAUAAAUCUGGUAUGGUCAGCUCCACUUCAAAUUGGAAUUGCAAUGUACUUUUUAUGGUCGAUACUGGGCGUGUCGGUAUUAGCCGGACUUGCUGUGAUGAUCCUAUCAAUGCCUGUCACAGGGAUCAUUCUGAAUAUGCUGCGAAAAUUGUAUACUAAACAAAUGGCCAAUAAGGACGAACGAAUCAAAAUGAUGAAUGAAAUCUUAAAUGGAAUCAAGGUGCUAAAGCUGUACGCAUGGGAAAACAGUUUUCAAAGUCAUGUGAACAGAAUUCGUGACAAAGAAGUGAAAACACUUAGAAGGACUGCGUUCUUGGACUCUAGUGCAUACCUUAUUUGGGCUACAGUUCCUUUCAUAGUGUCUCUGCUCACUUUCGGUGUGUUUGUAUUGAUCGACGAGAAAAACGUUUUGACGCCACAAAUCGCUUUCGUCGCAUUGAAUUUGUUCAACAUAAUACGCUUCCCCUUGGUAAUGCUACCGGAUCUGGUGUCAAAUUUUGUUGAAGCGAAAGUUUCCGUCCAGAGGAUCAAUAAGUUUUUGAACAGCGAAGAACUUGACGCAGACAGUAUCGAACACUACGAUCAAGAAAGAGCACCCUUGGUAAUGGAAACGGCAUCUUUCUCCUGGGGCGGCAAAGAACCGUUGCUCUCCGAUAUCAGCAUCAGAGUGCAAACAGGAGAAUUAGUAGCUGUGGUAGGAAGUGUCGGUUCUGGUAAAAGUUCACUUUUGUCUGCGUUUCUCGGUGAAAUGAACCGACUUUCGGGCAGAAUCAACACGGUCGGACGCAUAGCCUAUGUUCCUCAACAAGCCUGGAUACAGAACUGUACUCUGCAAGAUAAUAUUUUAUUCGGCAAGCCGCUUGACCAGCAACGCUAUCUAGAAGUCAUACGAUCGUGCGCAUUGAAACCGGACCUCGAAAUGUUACCAGCCGGCGAUCAAACGGAAAUUGGAGAGAAAGGAAUCAACUUGUCAGGCGGACAAAAGCAACGAAUCAGUUUGGCAAGAUCGGUGUACAACGAUGCUGACAUUUAUUUCUUAGAUGAUCCGUUGAGUGCUGUAGACGCACAUGUUGGCCUGCAUAUUUUCGAACAAGUCAUAGGGCCAUCAGGAUUGCUAGCUUCAAAGACAAGAAUUAUGGUGACGCAUGCGAUGAAAUAUUUACCGAAAAUGGACAACGUUAUUGUGUUAAAAAGUGGAAAAAUCUCCGAAUCAGGAAGUUAUGCCGACUUAAUGCGCAAGAAAGGAGCAUUCGCUGAAUUUCUACUGCAGCAUGUACAAGAGACGAGCAUGGAUGGUGAGGAUAUGGAAAUUUUGAAAGAUCAAAUGGAAAUCGAUGAAGAGAUCGUGAGAAAAUUAGAACGAAGCCGGAGUCAAACAUCUGAGAAUAGAGUUGGUGCGAAAUUCGGUUCCCAGACACUAUCACGCCAAUCAUCCGAUGCCAGCGACACAAGUAUGCCAAGCACUACGGUAUCGAAAAUUAAUCAGAAAUUCAUACCAGAAACCAAGGAUACUCUGAUCGUCGAAGAACAACUACAAGUCGGCAGCGUAAAGUAUGACGUGUACAAACACUAUGUCAAGAAUGUAGGUAUUAAGUGGAUGGUAUUGAUGCUGAUGGCGAACGUAGUGUUUCAGAGUGUUUCGAUUGGUUCAAACAUGUGGCUGACAAUAUGGUCAUCAGACUCUGAAGCAGCAACCGACACUCAACGUCGGGAUAUGUAUUUGGGAGUAUAUGGUGCUUUCGGUUUAUUUAUCGGAAUAUCUGGCUACUUAUUGGACCUUUCACCUCGUCUUGGUGGACUCGCAGCUGGCAUGCGCUUACAUCGAACGUUGUUGCAUAGCAUUCUGCACGCUCCGUUAUCGUUUUUCGAAACUACGCCAACCGGACGAAUUUUAUCACGCUUCGCAAAGGAUAUAGAUGCUGUCGAUAACCGAUUACCGCAAGUGGUUUCGGAUGUAUUCGGACUUGGCUUUGAAGUUUUGGCUACUGUUGUUGUCAUAUCAAUGUCGACGUAUAUGUUCCUUGUGGUCAUCAUACCAAUAGCAUUGAUGUACUAUAUACUACAACGCAUUUACAUCGCCACGUCUCGUCAACUUAAGCGCUUGGAAUCCAUAUCUCGAUCGCCAAUUUACUCCCACUUCGGCGAAACACUUCAGGGAGCGCAUACAAUACGUGCCUACGCAGUUGGAAAGAGAUUUAUCAAAGAAUCGGAUUUAAGGGUCAAUACGAACCAAACCUCAGAAUUCGCAAGUAUUGUGGCUAAUCGGUGGCUUGGCAUCCGAUUGGAAACGGUUGCAAAUCUGAUAAUCCUUUUUGCUGCCCUAUUCGCUGUUUGGAAUCGUGACACCAUUUCAGCGGGUAUGGCUGGAUUGUCGAUCGCUUAUUCCUUGCAAAUAACCGAAGGACUGAAUUGGCUGGUACGUUCCAUUUCCACGCUGGAAACGGAAUCUGUCUCUGUCGAAAGAGUGAAGGAAUACAGUCAAGUGACGUCGGAAGCGCAAUGGACAAUAACACCACAGUUAUUACCAAAAAACUGGCCAGAGUUUGGAAGAGUUCAAUUCAACAACUUCCAGGUACGAUAUCGAGAUGGUUUGGAGUUGGUUCUGCGGGGAAUUUCGUUCGAAAUAAAUAGCGGCGAGAAAGUGGGCAUUGUAGGCCGCACUGGUGCUGGAAAGUCAAGCCUAACAUUAGCGCUGUUUCGCAUUAUCGAAGGUGCUGGCGGAUCAAUAGUAAUUGAUGGUCAUGAUAUUUCUAAAUUGGGACUCCAGGAUCUGCGAUCACGCCUAACUAUAAUUCCCCAGGAUCCUGUUCUAUUUUCCGGAACUCUUCGUCUGAAUUUGGACCCAUUCGAGCAGAAUAGCGAUGCGGAAAUAUGGACGGCACUGGAACAUUCUCACCUGAAAUCAUUCGUCGAAGAGCUAACGGCCGGUUUGAAUCACGAAAUUACUGAAGGCGGAGACAACCUCUCAGUUGGACAGAGACAAUUGCUGUGCCUAUCUCGCGCACUAUUAAGGAAAACGAAAGUGCUUAUUUUGGACGAAGCAACAGCAGCCGUUGAUCUGGAAACGGAUGAUCUGAUCCAAAAGACCAUUCGGACGGAAUUCAAUGAUUGUACCAUUUUGACAAUUGCACAUCGAUUGAACACAAUAAUAGAUUCCGAUAAGGUGCUCGUUUUGGAUCGGGGACAAGUGAUGGAAUUUGCGCCACCCACAGAGUUGCUACAGAACAAGACGGUAAUUUUUUUUUAAAUGUUGCAGCCCCUCGGGGAUAUGGGAUGUUGGGGGGUCUAUGGAAAGAGGACGUCGAGCUGAUCAUUUUCCUAGAAGAAAUUUUUUCUCUAACUUGAGAUCUGAGGGCGGUAGAGCUGCUUGAAGGCUCGAGGUCGAAUUUUUUUAAAUAGCUUUAUCUCCAGAUAUAUAGAACCGAUCUAUCUGGUCUUGGUGCAGGUGUGUAGGUAAUUGAUGGAAGAUUAAAACACAACACCAACCAUGCCAUGUCGGCUGUGGUGCCCAUAAUGGACAUUUGAAGUACAAAAGUGUCUGUAUCUCAAAACACCUCAUGUUUUUUUUCGCGUUUUUUUCGCUUAAAAUGUAGCUUAGAACCUUCCCUACAAAGCCUCAAAAUAUUACCAAGGCGCCGCACCUACAGCCCACAAAAACAGUUGAAGACCAUUUUUCGAAGUCACCUUUGUAUGACAAAUAUUCGAUUAAAUGUUAUGAAAACUGCCCUGCACACAUUCCUCUUAUAAAUAAAAUCACUUCAAAUUACACUUUUAGCAAAAAAUUUUGCAUACACCUGCAGUAGGCACAACGAUCAUCAACUAAGAAAAUUUACGGUCUCUGUACGCUGUAGUAGAUUUAUUUUCUCAUACAUUUGACAUGAUAGAGCCAAUAUAACCAGAUCGGUUGCAUCGAAUGUGGGCUUGUUGUAAAGCUGUGAUGUCUAGCAUCCAGAUAGAGCGAACAACCGACCACUUCAGGUUGACUUCUACCUUCCACAGAAUCAAACGUGUUCCCGAUGGUGACAAAAUGUUGAAAAAAUCGACAUAUUUCUACGAAAGUCGGUUAGUAUUUGUUGGUUUUGGUCUCCAGUGAAUGUGUGCAGGGCAGUUUUCAUAACAUUUAAUCGAAUAUUUGUCAUACAAAGGUGACUUCGAAAAAUGGUCUUCAACUGUUUUUGUGGGCUGUAGGUGCGGCGCCUUGGUAAUAUUUUGAGGCUUUGUAGGGAAGGUUCUAAGCUACAUUUUAAGCGAAAAAAACGCGAAAAAAAACAUGAGGUGUUUUGAGAUACAGACACUUUUGUACUUCAAAUGUCCAUUAUGGGCACCACAGCCGACAUGGCAUGGUUGGUGUUGUGUUUUAAUCUUCCAUCAAUUACCUACACACCUGCACCAAGACCAGAUAGAUCGGUUCUAUAUAUCUGGAGAUAUAGCUAUUUAAAAAAAUUCGACCUCGAGCCUUCAAGCAGCUCUACCGCCCUCAGAUCUCAAGUUAGAGAAAAAAUUUCUUCUAGGAAAAUGAUCAGCUCGACGUCCUCUUUCCAUAGACCCCCCAACAUCCCAUAUCCCCGAGGGGCUGCAACAUU